Messenger RNA from Laccaria bicolor S238N-H82, 339 nucleotides. RefSeq names its product sulfhydryl oxidase (gene LbErv1). The record is from RefSeq and is a predicted model, not a curated record. Gene Ontology annotation, molecular function: flavin-dependent sulfhydryl oxidase activity; flavin adenine dinucleotide binding. The transcript has a single exon. The annotation marks the transcript as partial. NCBI's taxonomy places the organism in Eukaryota, Fungi, Basidiomycota, Agaricomycetes, Agaricales, Hydnangiaceae. Gene Ontology annotation, cellular component: mitochondrion.
AACUGUCCCCCAGAUGUCGAGCAACUGGGGCGUGCGACUUGGACUUUCCUUCAUACCACAGCCGCUUAUUACCCUGAGAAACCCACCCCUACACAGCGCGCCAACAUGUUGAUGCUCCUUCGCUCUCUUCCAAUUUUAUACCCAUGCAAAUGGUGUGCAGACGACUUUGGUCAGGAUAUUGAGAAGCACGCGCCAGAUGUCAGUGGACGGGUGGCCCUGAGCCGUUGGUUGUGUGAGAGACAUAACGAGGUAAACUCGAAGCUGGGAAAGGAGGAGUUUGAUUGCGCGAAAGUUGAUGAGAGAUGGAAAGAUGGACCUCCGGAUGGUAGCUGUAAUUAG